Boeremia exigua is the source of this 3630-nucleotide messenger RNA. RefSeq names its product Metalloenzyme, LuxS/M16 peptidase-like protein. The transcript has 4 exons. NCBI's taxonomy places the organism in Eukaryota, Fungi, Ascomycota, Dothideomycetes, Pleosporales, Didymellaceae. The record is from RefSeq and is a predicted model, not a curated record. The coding region runs from base 308 to 3463 and encodes 1051 amino acids. Gene Ontology annotation, molecular function: metal ion binding.
GCGCGCUUCAGAUGUUUUCGUUUAAACUCCUUUUUGCGCCCUACUAUGAGCAGAUCCCUUUGCCACCCAAAUAGUAUUCUUGUCAAUGCAUGUCAUCAUGCCACUCAAAGUCAUGCAUAGAAACGAUUUGUCGAGCUUGCAGGUCCGGUACAAGUCUAGCUAACACAACAAUGGUAGCACCCAUCUGGCAUUGCACAAAGGGCUGCCUGUCAAAGCGCAAACCUGCACCUCAAAUAAACUUCUAAGCAACUCUCCUUUUCGACCUACGAAUCUUUCCAAGCAUUCAAGUGGCUUUAAAUACGAAAGAAUGGGCUCAAUUUCUCAAGAGUCGCACUUCAAGAAGAUCCAGGACUUCGAGGCCGAUUACGCCGACGCCAAGUUCACCCAAUAUGAGUCGAAGCGUACGGGCUUAAGGGUAACGGUCGUCGACCGGAAAGGACCCAAGGUCUUCGGCUACUUUGCUGUCGCUACAGAGAUCCAUGAUGACUCUGGCUCACCGCACACCCUUGAACACCUGAUCUUCAUGGGAGGACGCAAGUAUCCAUACAAAGGCUUGCUCGAUAAACUCUCAACACGUUCGUAUUCGGACACCAAUGCAUGGACAGAUGUCUCAGAGACUGUGUACACUCUCUCCUCAGCCGGUUGGGAAAGCUUUGCGCAGAUCCUUCCUGUCUAUCUGGAUCACCUGAUUCUUCCUACCAACACUGAUGCUGGAUGCUACACCGAAGUUCAUCACGUCGAUGGCAAGGGCGAAGAUGCAGGUGUUGUGUACGCUGAGAUGCAAGCACGACAAAAUCUGCAAGGUGACAUGAUGGAUCUCCGCAUGCGACGUCUGUUGUACCCAGAAGAUGAUGGGUUCCGCUCGGAAACAGGCGGCUUGAUGGAGAAUCUACGUGUUCUCACCGCUGAGCGCAUUCGAGAAUUCCACCGAGAGAUGUACCAGCCGAAAAAUAUGCGCCUCAUCCUUAUCGGUGAGGUAGAUCACCCAAACUUGCUUGAAGUGCUGGACAGGUUCGAGGACGACAUUGUUGAUUCAGUUCCCUCUUACGAUGCGCCCUUCAAGCGUCCCUGGGUCGAGUCCAAGCGCACACCAGCGCUCACCAAAACCAUUGUGGACACUCUCGAAUUCCCGGAAGAGGAUGAGUCCACUGGAGAGGUUCAAAUUGCCUUCCUCGGACCCGCAUCGACGGACGAUCUGGCUGAGACAGCUGUGAACACAUUGCUCACCUAUCUUGCCGGAUCAUCUGUAUCUGUCCUGGUCAACACUCUUGUGGAAAAGGAACAUCUUGCCAGUGAAGUAUACUACUUUAUCAAGGAUCAUUACGAUUCCAUCAUCUGGUUCACUCUCAGCGCAGUCGACACAGACAAGCUCGAAGCUGCUGAGAAGCGUUUCUUUGAGGUUCUCAAGGAGCAUGUCAACGGUCCUCUUGACAUGAGCUAUCUACGUGACUGCCUUCAUCGCUUCAAGCGACAGGCUAAAUUCACGUCAGAGGUCAGCAACGAGGAGUGGAACACACCUAUCGUCAAAGACCACAUUUUCGGAAACCGCGACGGCUCUGACCUGAAGACUGCUAUGGCGGACCUCAAUGCCUUCGAUGAGCUUGACAAAUGGAGUGAAGACCAGUGGCGCACAUUCAUCAAGAAGUGGAUCUCGGAUGCGCAUCAUGUCACCUUGUUCGGGAAACCAUCAGCGGCUUUGAACGAAAAGAUGAAGGCGGAAGAGGUUGCGCGAGUAAAAGCACAGCAAGAAAAGCUUGGUGAAGAAGGCCUCAAGAAGCUAGGCGAGCAACUCAAGCAGGCGCAGGACCAGAACAACAGACCCAUUCCGGAGGAGCUGAUCGCAAGUUUCAAGAUCCCCAGCACAGAUUCGAUCCAUUUCUUCGAAACAACGUCUGCGAGAUCAGGGCUUGCUAAGAAGCUCGGUACGGGGGAAACUAAUAUUCAGAAGAUCAUCGAUAAGGACGAGAACGGAUUGCCUCUCUUCGUUCACUUCGAGCACAUUCCGACAUCCUUUGUGCACUUUGGUCUAGCCCUUGGGACAGCGGGUUUGCCCACAGAGCUGAAGCCUCUACUUAGCAUCUACCUCACGAACUUCUUCGCUACACCAGUCGUCAGAGACGGAAAAUGUAUUGAGUUCGAAGAAGCCAUCACCAAGCUUGAGCAAGACACCAUCGAGUAUACUCUAGGCAGAGCGACUGACAUUGGCAACUCCGAGAUGCUCCAUAUUCACUUUGUCGCAGAGGCAGAGAAGUAUGAGACAGUUGUCAAAUGGCUCAAGACACUACUCGUUGAUUCGGUGUUUGAUAUUGAGAGGAUCAAGGCAACGGUCAUCAGGCUAUUGGCAAACGUACCAGACGAGAAGCGUGAUGGUAAUGGUAUGGCACUCGCCAUUGACAAGAUGAUUCACUACGACACUACCUCGUCUGUUCGCGCUACCACCACUCUAGUCAAAGCUCUUUACCUGAAGCGGACCUUGAAGCUACUCGAGACCGAACCCCAACAAGUCAUUGACAAGCUCGAAGCCCUGCGAAAGCAUCUUCUUACCUUCUCAAACAUGCGUCUGCUUGUCACAGCGAACCUCGAGACUCUCCGCAACCCAGUAUCGACCUUCAAGCACCUGACAGAUGCCAUCAAACCAGACGCCAACCCGACUGUUAACCCCAUCGAUGACCGCAACGCGCUUCUCUCCGAGAUCGGCCGCAACCCUGGCGGUGCGCACUACAUCGUCACCAUGCCCAUCGACACAUCCUACGGUAUCUUCACAUCAAAGGCUCCCAAGGGCUACACUGCCCCAGAACUACCAUCUCUCCUCGUCACCUUGGCCAUCCUCGAAGCUGUCGAAGGACCUAUGUGGGUAGCCAUCCGCGGUACUGGUCUCGCCUACGGCAGCUCCUUCUAUCGCGACGUCGAAACUGGCAAGCUGAAGUACGUUAUUUACAACAGUCCGAAUGUCUUCAAGGCUUUCGACGCGGCCAAGACCCUGAUCAAGGAGCUCGCCGACGGUACCCAGUCGUUCGACAAAAUGGCGCUCGAGGGCGCUAUCUCAACCAUCGUCCGCGGCUUCGUCGACGAGCGCGACACCAUGGUCGAAGCGGCCAAAAGCUCCUUCAUCGACCUUGUCGUGCGUGGCGUCGAUAAGGACUGGCAGGAGUGGGUUCUCCGCGAGGUGCGCAAGAUCACCGAGGAGGACGUCAAACGCACGCUCAAGGAUAUCGUGUCUGCGGUGUUCCAGCCGCAGGAGGUCGACGUGGUGGUCACUUGUGGCGGGAUUCUGACAGAGAGCUUGCAGAAGGAUUUCGAGACGGCGGGAUUCAAGCCGCAGACUAAGGUCCUCGCGGACUUUUACGAGUCCUAUGGGUUGGAGGGCGAUGAUGACGACGAUGACGAUGAUGACGAUGACGAGGAGGAUAGCGAGGAUGAUGAUGAUGACGAUGAGGAAAGUGGGGAUGAGAUGGAGGAGUAGAUUUUAUCUAGAGUAUAGGAUUGCAAGGAGAGUAGAAAUUAGAGAGGUAUUUAGUGUGCGAGGUAGCGAACUUUGCUAUAUGGCAGGCUGCAAGCUCGCUACUACUCUUUGUAUCUGCGCAACACUAGCUCUUAAUUGAGAGAUCAGACUUCCAAUGCUACUACGCA